Molecule: messenger RNA, 7537 nt
Organism: Galeopterus variegatus (Sunda flying lemur)
Lineage: Eukaryota; Metazoa; Chordata; Mammalia; Dermoptera; Cynocephalidae
Gene: PRR12
Product: proline rich 12
Exons: 14
Coding region: 1-6093 (2030 amino acids)
Source: RefSeq, a predicted model, not a curated record
AUGGACAGGAACUACCCCAGCGCCGGCUUCGGGGACCCGCUCGGCGCCGGGGCGGGAUGGAGUUACGAAAGGUCAGCGAAAGCUAGCUUGGUCUAUGGCAGCUCCAGGACCUCGCACCCCGAGACGGACAUCUUACACCGCCAGGCCUACGCGGCCCCCCACCCACUGCAAAGCUAUGCCACCAACCACCACCCGGCAGGCCUCUCUGGACUCUUCGACACUGGCCUCCACCACGCGGGCUCAGCAGGGCCCGACGCCUCCGUCAUGAACCUCAUCUCCGCCCUGGAGUCCCGGGGUCCCCAGCCCGGCCCCUCUGCCUCCUCUCUCCUCUCUCAGUUUCGUAGUCCUUCCUGGCAAACAGCCAUGCACACGCCAGGCCCCACGGAGCUCUUCAUCUCAGGUGCACUGCCGGGUUCCAGCACCUUUCCAUCUUCCUCUGCCCUGUCGGCCUACCAGCACCCGGCUUCCUUUGGCAGCCGCCCCUUCCCAGUGCCCUCGUCCCUGAGCCUCCAGGACCCCCCAUUCAGUCCUCCAGCUAAUGGGCUCCUGUCCCCUCAUGAUGUGCUGCACCUGAAGCCCUCACAGGCACCCACGGUGCCCUCCUCAUUGGGCUUUGAGCGCCUGACGGGGAGCGGUGUCCUGGGGCCUGCUGGUCUUGGCCCAGCCCAGACUCCCCCUUACCGCCCUGGUCCCCCAGACCCACCACCACCUCCCCGCCACCUCCCAACUCAGUUCAACCUCCUGGCUUCCUCUUCUGCUGCUGCUGCUGCCGCCGCUGAGCAGUCCUCCCCACAACUCUACAACUUCUCUGGUGCUGCCCCAGGCCCGCCACCUCCUGAACGGGCUCUGCCCCGCCAGGACACCGUCAUCAAGCACUACCAGCGGCCAGCCAGUGCCCAGCCCCCACCGCCCCCGCCACCAGCCCAUGCCCUCCAGCACUACCUGAGCUGCGGAGGCAGCUACCCUUCCAUGGGCCACCGGGCCAACCUGGCCUGUAGUCCCCUGGGUGGUGGCGAGCCCUCCCCAGGUGCUGGCGAGCCUAGCAAGGGUGGUCCCAGUGGGGCCACGGCUGGGGCAUCAGGCCGUGCCACGGGCCCUGAGACAGCUGGGGGAGGUGGGACUGGGGGUGGUGGUGGAGGUUACCGCCCCAUUAUUCAGUCACCAGGUUACAAGACGGGCAAAGGUGGUUAUGGAGCAGCUGCGGGGGGUACUACCAGGCCCCCACCAACCCGCUCUACUGCCACGCCCAAAUGCCAGAGCCUGGGGGGGCCAGCGGCUGCUUACGCCACUGGGAAGGCCUCUGGAGCUGGUGGGGCUGGGGGCCAGGCCUAUUCCCCUGGUCAGCCCCAAGGGCUUCUGGGACCCCAGGCCUAUGGGCAGGGAUUUGGAGGGGGGCAAGCACAGGACUUGAGCAAAGGCCCCAGCUAUUCAGGGGGUCCUCCACAGCCCCCCAGUGGUCCCCCACCUCCUGGCCUAGCCACAUGUCAGAGCUAUUCCCCAGACCAGAUGCAGGGGCAGUUGUAUGGAGUGCAGGGAGAGCCAUACCCAGGGCCAGCUGCCCACUCCCAGGGGCUACCCACAGCCAGCCCCUCACUCAGCUAUAGUACUGGCCAUUCCCCAGCGCUCUCAGGCCAUGGGGGUGGCUGGGGACCCAGCUCCCUGGGAGGUGGUGGGGAGGCCAGCCCAUCUCACAUCAUUCGCCCGCUCCAGUCGCCGCCUGCCACCGGCCGCCCUCCUGGAGUCGGUUCUCCAGGAGCCCCUGGCAAAUACCUGAGCUCAGUCUUGGCCUCAUCCCCAUUCCUGGCACCCCCAGGAGCUGGCAGCUAUGCAGCUGGAGCAGGUGGCUACAAGGGCAAGGGGGAUGGUUCGGACCUGCUGGCAGGCCCUGGUGGGCCUCCCGCUGAGCGCACAGAGGAUGAGGAGUUCCUCAUUCAGCACCUCCUGCAGGCACCCAGCCCACCUCGGACCUCAGGGGCUGAUGGCUUGGUUGGUGAGGAUGGGGCAGCGGAUGCCUCCAAGGGACUUGGGGGGAGUGGCGGGGCUGGGGGACCGCCAAGCACACCCUACGAGUUGGCCAAGGAAGACCCCCAGAGGUACCACCUGCAAAGCGUCAUUCGCACCAGCGCCAGCCUUGAUGAGGGUGCCACAGCAGCCCUCGAGCUGGGCCUGGGGAGGCUGAAGGAGAAGAAGAAAGGGCCAGAACGUGGUGGCGAGACCCCUGAGGGACUGGCCACUUCAGUUGUCCACUAUGGGGCAGGUGCCAAGGAGCUGGGGGCCUUCCUGCAGAAGAGCCCGCCACCACCACCUCCCACAGCCCAGCCUGCCCAGCCUACCCCCCAUGGCCUCCUCCUAGAGGCCGGAGGCCCUGACCUCCCCCUGGUGCUGCCUCCACCUCCCCCCCAGCUGCUCCCUUCGGUCCUCAGCCAUGCCCCCAGCCCCUCUCCCAGUGCCCCCAAAGUUGGUGUCCACCUUCUUGAGCCAGCUACCCGUGAUGGGGCACCACAGCCGCCUCCGCCACCCCCACCUCCACCACCCAUGCCCCUCCAGCUUGAGGCCCACCUGCGCAGCCAUGGCCUGGAGCCUGCAACUCCUAGCCCCCGCCUGCGACCCGAGGAGAGCCUGGAGCCUCCAGGCGCCAUGCAAGAUUUGCUUGGGGCUUUGGAGCCGCUGCCCCCAGGGCCUGGUGACACUGGUGUGGGCCCACCUAAUUCCGAGGGCAAGGAUCCUGCAGGUGCCUACCGAAGCCCCAGUCCACAAGGCAGCAAGGCUCCCCGCUUUGUGCCGCUCACCUCUAUCUGCUUCCCCGACUCCUUGCUCCAAGAUGAGGAGCGCAGCUUCUUUCCCACCAUGGAGGAGAUGUUUGGGGGGGGUGCAGCGGACGACUAUGGCAAGACUGGGCCUCCAGAGGACGAGGGUGACCCCAAGGCUGGUGCCGGGCCGCCUCCGGGCCCCCCAGCCUAUGAUCCCUACGGGCCCUACUGCCCUGGUAGGGCAUCCGGAGCUGGGCCAGAGACUCCGGGCCUGGGCCUGGACCCCAACAAGCCUCCUGAGCUGCCCUCCACAGUCAACGCUGAGCCGCUGGGCCUAAUCCAGAGUGGCCCACACCAGGUGGCCCCGCCACCCCCACCCCCUCCACCACUGCCUCCGCCGCCGGCCUCUGAACCCAAGGGCGGCCUGACCUCGCCCAUCUUCUGCUCAACCAAGCCAAAGAAGCUGCUCAAGACGUCCUCCUUCCACCUGCUGCGGCGUCGCGACCCGCCUUUCCAGACACCCAAGAAGCUGUACGCCCAGGAGUAUGAGUUUGAGGCAGAUGAGGACAAGGUCGAUGUGCCUGCUGACAUCCGCCUCAAUCCCCGGCGCCUGCCUGACCUGGUGUCCAGCUGUCGUUCCCGCCCAGCCCUCUCACCACUGGGUGACAUCGACUUCUGCCCACCCAACCCAGGCCCUGAUGGUCCUCGGCGCCGUGGCCGCAAGCCCACCAAAGCAAAGCGCGACGGUCCUCCCCGGCCCCGGGGGAGGCCCCGGAUACGCCCUCUGGAGGUCCCUACCACCACUGGGCUGGCCACGGCCUCCACACCCACUGAUGGGGCCAAGAAACCCCGGGGCCGGGGCAGGGGCCGGGGAAGGAAGGCUGAAGAGGCAGGGGGCACCCGGUUGGAGCCCCUGAAGCCACUUAAGAUCAGGCUGUCUGUGCCCAAGGCUGGCGAGGGUCUGGGAGCCCCAUCGGGUGAUGCCAUAUCGAGUGCUGACCACAAUAGCCUGGACUCGAGCCUGACGCGGGAGAAGAUUGAGGCCAAGAUCAAGGAGGUGGAAGAGAAGCAGCCAGAGAUGAAGUCAGGUUUCAUGGCCUCCUUCCUGGACUUCCUCAAGUCAGGCAAGCGCCACCCACCACUCUACCAGGCAGGCUUGACUCCCCCACUCAGCCCCCCCAAGAAUGUGCCAGCCCGAGGCCUGCAGCCCCAGCCCCCUGCCGCCCCAGCUGUGCCACACCCCCCACCUGCCAGUGCCUUCGGGCUGGGGGGCGCGCUUGAGGCAGCGGAGAGUGAGGGGCUGGGGCUGGGCUGCCCUUCACCCUGCAAGCGGCUGGACGAAGAGCUGAAGAGGAAUCUUGAGACACUACCGUCUUUUUCCUCGGAUGAGGAAGACUCCGUCGCCAAGAACCGGGACCUGCAGGAGAGCAUCUCCUCAGCCAUCUCUGCCCUCGAUGACCCACCCCUUGCUGGACCUAAGGACACUUCCACUCCAGAUGGGCCAUCCUUGGCCCCUGCAGCUGCAGUCCCGGGGCCACCCCCUCUCCCAGGACUCCCCAAUAGCAACAGCAACGGCACACCUGAGCCCCCACUGCUGGAGGAGAAGCCCCCUCCCUCCCCACCUCCUGCCCCCACGCCUCAGCCUCAGCCUCCACCACCCCCGCCUCCGCCACCACCUGCCCUGCCCUCACCACCCCCACUGGUGGCCCCUGCGCCCAGUUCGCCACCUCCGCCACAGCCACCACCUCCACCAGCCCUACCCUCGCCACCUCCACCACCCCCGCCAACUGCCGCCCCACCGGCUGCCCCUCCUGAGGAGCCUGCUGCCCCAUCCCCUGAGGACCCUGAGCCACCCGACGCCCGGCCCCUGCACCUAGCCAAGAAGCAGGAGACGGCAGCCGUGUGUGGGGAGACGGAUGAGGAGGCCGGCGAGAGUGGUGGAGAGGGCAUCUUCCGGGAGCGAGAUGAGUUUGUCAUCCGUGCUGAGGACAUCCCUUCCCUCAAGUUGGCACUGCAGACGGGGCGUGAGCCCCCACCCAUCUGGCGAGUCCAGAAGGCCCUGCUGCAGAAAUUCACUCCAGAGAUCAAGGACGGGCAGAGGCAGUUUUGUGCCACCAGUAACUAUUUGGGGUAUUUUGGGGAUGCGAAAAACCGGUACCAGCGCCUCUAUGUAAAGUUCCUGGAAAAUGUCAACAAGAAGGAUUACGUGAGGGUCUGUGCUCGGAAACCCUGGCACCGGCCCCCAGUGCCUGUCAGACGCUCUGGGCAGGCCAAGGGCCCCGCAUCUGCUGGGAGCAGCUCUGUACUGCCCCCCAAGGCCCCAGCACCACCUCCCAAGCCUGAAACCCCUGAGAAGGCAACAUCUGAGAAGCCACCAGAGCAGACACCUGAGACGUCCGUGUCUGAGCCCCCUGCCCCUGAGAAGCCAUCCCCACCACGGCCUGUCGAGAAGGAAAAGGAGAAGGAGAGGGUGACACGUGGGGAGCGGCCAUUGCGGGGUGAGCGGGGCACAGCUGGGCGCCAGACACGGCUGGAGCGGAGCCUCGCCACAGGACAGCCUGCCCCUUCCCGGCUGCCUAAGGCCCGGCCCACCAAGGUGAAGGCCGAGCCGCCCCCUAAGAAGAGGAAGAAGUGGCUGAAGGAGGCAGCGGGCAACACCUCCGCGGGUGGGGGCCCACCAGGCAGCUCCUCGGACUCGGAGUCAUCCCCUGGAGCUCCUAGCGAGGACGAGCGGGCAGUACCUGGACGUCUGCUGAAGACCCGGGCGAUGCGGGAGAUGUACCGGAGCUAUGUGGAGAUGUUGGUGAGCACAGCGCUCGACCCAGACAUGAUCCAGGCCCUGGAGGACACGCAUGACGAGCUGUACCUCCCGCCCAUGAGGAAGAUAGACGGACUCCUGAACGAGCACAAGAAGAAAGUCCUGAAGCGGCUAUCACUGAGCCCAGCCCUGCAGGAUGCCCUGCACACGUUCCCACAGCUGCAAGUGGAGCAGAGUGGGGAGGGCUCCCCUGAAGAAGGGGCCGUGCGACUGCGGCCAGCUGGGGAACCCUACAACCGCAAGACGCUCAGCAAGCUCAAGAGGAGUGUGGUUCGAGCCCAGGAGUUCAAGGUUGAGCUGGAGAAGUCAGGAUACUACACACUCUAUCAUUCACUCCACCACUAUAAGUACCAUACCUUCCUGCGCUGCCGGGACCAGACCCUUGCCAUCGAGGGCGGCGCGGAGGACCUGGGCCAGGAGGAGGUGGUCCAGCAGUGCAUGCGGAACCAACCAUGGCUGGAACAGCUCUUUGACUCCUUCAGCGACCUGCUGGCCCAAGCACAGGCCCACAGCCGCUGUGGGUGACCCCACUCCAGCCUGGGAGGUCAUCUCCUCCAUGAGCCGAGAAUUGGGACAGAACUGUGUUGUCAGGAGCUAACCCCUGGGCUCCAAUGCCGGGGAAGGUGGGGGGUCAUUGGCCAAGGUGUGUCUGGGCUGCCCCCACAGGGCAGGGUUCAAAGUUCAACUCUCCACCUCUCCCAACUCCUCUCCACUCCCUCCCCAUUCCUCCCACUGUUCGGUGUACAGAGAAAUUAUUUAUAUAUAUGUAUAAAUGUCUAUUUAGUAAGUUUCCCUCCCCCCUUGCCCCGACCCCCCUCCAUGGCCAUAGCCCCCACUCCCUCCACCUUGUACAUAAUGUAUAGGAAAAGUCUAUGUAUGGUUGAGGGGGGUGGGGCGGCUUCAGAGAGCUGGGGGACCCCCUUCCCCCAAACCCCGCCUACAGGCCAAGAUCUUUGCUAAAGGCCAUUCCCUCCCCAGGGCAUUCGGCAUUGGGUGGGAGGGGGAAAACGCAUCUUGUUAAUUAUUUUUAAUCUUAUUUAUUGUACAUACCUGGGGCAGGGGGCUGGGGAGGCGGAGUGGGGAGAAGGGUCCCCUCCCUCUGCCCCUCACACUCCUUUUCUACAGCAACCUGUCUGUGUCUCUCCCCCACCCACUGCCCUCUCCCAUUGUUGUCUGGAUGUGGUUCUAUUUUUUAUCAGUCUCCUUUCCCCUCUUCCCCUCUUUCUGCCUCCACUCUGCUCCCACCUCCCCACCACCCUUUGUCUCUUGCUCUUUCUUGGGCUUCUGUACAACUCAACUUGUAUACACUGUGUACACACAACCAGCCAAACGAAAACCCAACGGCAAACACUUUACAGGCAGGCUGGAGUGCCUCUGUCCUGCGGCGUUUGGGUGGGCUUGGGGGUGGCAGGGCCAGAAGCUCUGGAACGGGGCCUUUCUAGAGUCCUGGGAGGUAGAUUACCUGAGGUUGGGGUAUGUUCUGUGUUGCUGUGUAACAAACUACCCCACCCCAAGACUUAGCAACUUCAAAAAACAAACAUUUAUCAUCUUACGGUUUCUGAACAUGAGGAGUUUGGGAGCUAGGCUGUACUGGCGCAGGGUUUGUCGUGAGGAUAUAGUCAAUGUGUCAGCCAGGCAGCAGCCAUCUGAGAGUUUGGGGCUGCAUGAUCCAAUUUCAAGGUGGCUCACUCCAUGGCUGUUGGCUGGAGGCCUCAGUUCCUUGCCACAUGGACCUCGCCAUAGAGCUGCUUGAGUGUCCUUGUAACACGGCAGCUGGCUUCCCCUAGAGUGAGCAAUCCGAGAGAGAAGGCCACAAGAUGUUUAAGUCCUAAUGUCAGACGUUGUGUACACAAUUGCUUCUGUCAUACUAUUCAUUAGAAGAGAGUAAGUCUGGUACACACUGAAGGCAAGGGAAAUUAAGCUCCACUUCUUGAAGGGCAAAGUAUAUAAAUUUUUAAAUUUUUCUCUA